GAAGAAGAAAAGCUGGGAGGAAAACAUUCCAAACCCCAGCAAGAGUCUCCUGAUCCAGAGCUACCUGCAGAAAGUACACCUAGGAAACUGGCUGACAAACAGUCAGCUAGACUUCAACAAAAACAACUUUUCUGAGAAGAUGAACCAGGCCAGUUUGCUUCAAGUCGUGGACAGGCAGAAAAACACUUUGACAGAGUCCCCCGAAUGGCAAGUUGAAAAGGCAGAGGUUUCUCAGAUUGCGUUGGAUCCACAGAACCUAUACCAUGCUUUAGAUGCGCCAGAGCAUGCACCAGUUGCCUGCCCAUCAAAUGAGAUGGCUUAUCCUUCCUUUCCUUUUUCAAGGGAGAACAGUGCUGAUGCAAACACUGCUUCCCAGGCAGCAAUCACUUGCUUUGAUUUCAAUGGGCCAUACUUGUACAGCCCAGUGAUCUCUUCACAGCCUGGUAUGCACCACGCCUUUCAAGCAGACCCAGCAGGAAUCCACAGGAAACCAGGGUCCCUUCACUACAUCAUGCUCCCAAAGGAAGCCUGUUCCCAGGCUCCACAGAGGCAGGCACAGCCAGGAGCACUUCCUCUGCAGCCCUSCUUGCUCCCACACCAGAGGGAAAUGAUGCAGCACCUCAGCAAUGGGGAGGAAAUUUCACUGGACCAUGGGAAAUGCAUGCAUGUGAGACCAGAAGAGCAGAAAUCUCCAGUGGCUCUUGGCUGUACUGGCUCUCCCCAGCAGUGCUCCUUGGGCUACAUCACCACAGAGAGCCUCUUACUGCCAUCAGCCAGAGACUCCAACCAUAUGGCACUCACCACUGAUGGAGAGUURGCUUGUGACUCACAGGAGAUUCAUCCUCCUGAGGACUGCUCUUGCUCUGAGUUUUCUCCUGCUAAAUCUGGCGUCAURGUUGCAGUUUCAGCUCCAACACCAAACCCUUCUCCAGAAUUGCACCUGGAUGCAUUUGGGGACUAUCUUACUGUCCCUCCAGGUCUGCAUGGACCUUCAGAAUCCACAAAUAUUUCCUUACCCAUCUUGCCAAAGGGAAAUAAGCUUCCCAAGGAGCAACCAUUGUCAGAAAGUAAUUUGGUGAUCUUAAACCCAGAUAGCACUGAGCCAGUUUUCCUUUUUGAGGUUGGUGACUACUGCUUCCCCAGCCUAAAACCCAGUGAAAAGAUGUGUAUAAGCCAGGAAGAUCCCCAAGCCAAGAAACCUGAAGGCAGGACAGCACCUGGGAAACCUGUGUCUGAUGAUGAAUCCAUCACUGGAAGAGAACAAAAUGUAAAAAAAAUGCAGGCUAUUCAUCUUUUCAAAAGCCUCAAAUUGGAUGAUUACUUUCCUUGGCAGCAAUCAUCAAGGAUCACAGACAUCCAUUAAAGCAGAAAGUAUUAAUGAAUGCCAAGAUCACAGGGACUGAAACUACAAUUAUUUCAUGGAAAUUAACCCCAUUGUUCCUUCCACCCAGCAAAAAUAAACAGCAAUUCCCUUUUCCCGUUUCCUGUUCAAUAUGGUGGAUGACUUCAAUCAAUCUCCUUCUUGUGAGGUUCACAAAUGGGGCAGGAAAGACAAUCCAAAUGCCAUCAUUUUGAAAGAACUGGUUUUUUUUUUUUCUUUUUUUUCCCCAAACAUUCUCAAUCAUCCACAAGGAGCAGUUUAGCCUUCUUCUGGUUAUGGUAAAAAUGUGGUAGAUCACAUUCAUGCUACCCUAAUACCAAACUGCUUACAGCAAGAUUCAUGGCAGGAAGAGAGGACUUCAUAGCAUGAAAUGUUACCGGAUUAAAGCUUCUUGGGAACUUCAGAAAGAAAACUUUUACUUUCUUAAGAACAUUUGUUUGUUUGUUUGUUUAUGGGAUGUGUGUGUGAAGUAGAUCAAAAGCCAUCAAGAACUCUUCAUAGAUACUGUCUGAAAUGUCCAAAAUGCAACAAAACAAGCAGUAAUAGAAACCGAUAAGGGGGAAAAAUUAAAGCUCAGAAAAUCUGUUAUAAUGUUAAGGUGAAAUAAAUUGUGGAAUAUUCUGCGAGGCGAAGAAGGAGACACUGCUGAAAGACAUCAAGUAGACUGUAGGAAACCAUGGUGACGUUAUUGAAAGAAAACCUGAGAAUGCAUAAGGUGAAGUGAGAGAAAGAGGGUAGGACAGAGAAUGGCAGAGGAAAAAUGUUAUGCCUGGGCCUAAGCCUGGGUCUCUUUUUUUUUUUUCUCUUUCUCCCUUUUUCUAAGCGCUGAAAUACUGUGAUAAUGUGUGAGUUUCUUUUAAGUUCAUUGGCUGUUUAUGCAUGAUACAAUAUAUCUUAACUAUGAAAUUUAUCUUUAGAGUUUAAAAAACUSUAAGUAAUAAGUUGUGUUGAAAAAGACGAAUCAUUUUUUUUUUCUACUUCUUUGUAAAGACAAUGACGCAAGGUAAGAACAGACUGAUUUAGGACUGCCAGUCUAUGAUCAGUAAAAAGUUUUGGUUUCAGAUCUGGCUUUGGUUUUGGCUCUGGCUGGCCCUUGCAAGAGGCCUGCAUUCCAAAAGUAUCUUUCGUUUUUUACUUCUUCAUUAUUCCAAAUACAUAAGAGGAACUGUUAACCUAGAGAGCUUUCCUUUCAUAUUUGCAUAGAGUUUACAUAAAAUUAACUAUUACCUUAUCAGAUGAGGCGUUAAAAAUUCUGUAGGUUCAGAUAUAUUACCUAGGAUGUUUUCUUCUGAUUUUGAUAUCUGAUUUGGCAGAGAUAACGAGAGGGAUUUCAGUGUCUGUGCCCACUGAUUCCUCCUGCUGUGUUAAUUGGACACUGUUGAAUCAGGAACUGAAUGAAAUACAUUAUUUUUGUUCAUAAUUUAAUGGCUUAUAAAUAUUAUUUUGAAUCUAACUGAUGUGAAAAUUCAAUCUGAUGUUCUGUAUGACAUGAGGUAGGCACUUGCAGCCUUAUAUAAGUGAUGAUUCACUGAGCUUUCUAUAUAGUCAAUGAAGGAGAGGUAGGCACCUUAAUUAGUGCUUUAAACCCUUUUUAMAGCUGUAUAAUUACAACAUUAAACAGGUACUUGUGAAAUUAUUGUAAUCCUUUCCUCACUCUAUGUCCAAAUAUCAAAGAAUCUCCCUGUAUUUUAAAAGUAGAUAAAUUUCUCUCAGUUGCUCCGAUGAUAUCAUAAUUCCUCAAUUUGUUUAUGAAUGAAAAAUGUCCAAACAAAAACAGACCCACAUACUCCUCUUUUCAUUUUGGGUCAAUAGUAUGAUAAAGUUCUUCCUUGUUCUAUGAGGUCUGGCGAAUGUUUGCUCUUUUUCACCAUCUCACUCCUGUUUGUGAUAGUAUAGACUUCUGUCAUAUCCUCUCUGAGUUGUCUAAGCCAAAGAAUUCUGGUCUAAUUAGUCUUUUUUUCUUAUGAAUCUCAUAUUUCUAAUACUAGUUUCCUUUCUGUACCUUUAUUUCUACAAUAUUAUUUCAGAGAUGAGAUAACACGAAUUGAGUAUGGUAUUCAAGAAACACAUUAGUUACUCAGACUGCAGUAAUUGUACUC
Messenger RNA from Nothoprocta perdicaria, 3480 nucleotides. RefSeq names its product cytokine receptor common subunit beta-like. The annotation marks the transcript as partial. Lineage: Eukaryota; Metazoa; Chordata; Aves; Tinamiformes; Tinamidae. The record is from RefSeq and is a predicted model, not a curated record. The transcript has 3 exons.